Messenger RNA from Osmia lignaria (orchard mason bee), 2399 nucleotides. RefSeq lists its product as uncharacterized. Gene Ontology annotation, biological process: G protein-coupled receptor signaling pathway. Gene Ontology annotation, molecular function: G protein-coupled receptor activity. The record is from RefSeq and is a predicted model, not a curated record. Gene Ontology annotation, cellular component: membrane. NCBI's taxonomy places the organism in Eukaryota, Metazoa, Arthropoda, Insecta, Hymenoptera, Megachilidae.
GCAAUUUUUCAUAAGUGUCGAUUAGUUUCUCGAUUCUUGAGUUGUUCAGUUUCAUAGAAAAAGAGAAUCCUCGUGGAAGGUUUGCGUGGAUCCGCUCCUGUUGUAUGCCACUACCACCUCAGCAUCGUCAUCACCAUCUCCCUGGCUCCUCCGUAACGGAUAGGCUUCACCUCCAGAACGGAACUCCAGUCUGCUUCCAGUGUCUCCCUCGAGAAUGCUCGUUGGUUUAGUCGGAGUUUGGCUCUCCCAACGCGCGGUUCGUGGCCACUCAAUUGGCUUAACCCAUCAGAGAACCGAUCCAUGCACUGACAGAAAAUCUCUUUCACUAUCAAAUUUCUUUCACUCAUAUCUCAUAGUGUUCGUUGGUCUUCGAUAAAUCGAAGCAUCCGCGGGGUAGAAAGUAGGAAAUCUCUUUCAUACUCGGUGUCAUAUUCAUUUAUAACGUUCAUAGUGUUUCGAACGAAACAAAAGACUAUAUUAUCGCUCGGAGUAUUUGUUGAUAGAAGAGAAAAAUAUGUGGGAAGAAAUAUCGUCGAGAUACCGAAGACACAGGAUGAUCGACACUUAAAAGGAGUGCCAUUCGUCCCGGCGAAGAGGAGGAGGCGCAUAAGGAUGCGCUUACGCAGGAAACGGCGCAUGUCCCGGUGACGUUACAGAAACUUGGAUAAAAAGAAAAAGAAAAGUAAACAGCCAUAGCAGAAGAUAACCACGGAAGGACGGAUGACGCGAUGAGACUGACGAUGAGCCCGAUUAUCCUGUCGUGGGCCACAGCGAGCUGGCUAGGUCCAACCGGAACUACGGCGAUACGAGGCCAAGCAUCGAAGGAUUACGAGCUGUCCACGGAAUUCUUCCUGGUACCCAGCGACGUGGCGAUGGACAAGAACGGUUUGGCCAGCGUGGCCAGUGUCAUCAGUGUACCAGCACCGAACAGGACUGUUUCGGUGUUCAAAAUGCCGGGAAAGAAGAGCCCGGAGAUCGAGCCCGAUACUCGACUGUACUCGAGGUCCUUGCUCAGACAACGACCCUGGGCUCUUCCUCUGGCGGCCCUCAGCGCAGCCACGAUGCUCCUCAUGGCUGGCUUCGAGGUUUUCGUACUGCUCAAGGCAAGGGUUACCGCGCCAAACAGACGACAUUUAUUUCUGGGACAAGCUCUACUUCUAGGACUGUUCCUAUUGGCAGGACUCUCAGCAGCAGCGUCCCUUAGUCAGAAUCCUUUAUCCUGUGCCGCAUUUAGAUUAGUUGGUUUACCAGCUGCCCUCGUAUUUGCGGCUCUCUUGGUCAAAUGCGUGUUUCUACUUUCUUUGAACAGCGGCGUCUAUCUGCCAGCACCUUAUCAAGCAUUGGUAUUAGGAUUCGCAGUGCUGGUGCAAGUAGCUAUUAUUGGGCAAUGGUUUUACGGUGAACCACCCGCGGUGGUCCAGAUACAAAACACCGGGCCAAUCUCCUCGAGCUCCUGUUGCAAAACUCCUCUCGGACAGAUCGUUGCUUCCCUCGGGUAUCCUGGCGCACUGCUGGUCGCGGUGGCUUGCUUGGCGGUACGAGCCCGGGGCGUUCGAGACAACAACCGGGAAGCGGCAUUUAUCGGGCUGGCUGUUGGUUUAUCGCUUCCGAUUUGGAUAUCAAGCGCGAUCGGCUCGGUGGCAGCUUCCUCGGAGAGCGACAGAGAAGCUUGGCUUGCCUACGGUUUAUUAACUACUUCCCUUCUCGUGUUCCUGACAAUGUUUCUGCCAAAGGGCCGCCAGUUAGCCGCCCUCGGCCGAGAGGCUCCUGCGACCGUGAUCCGUGAUCGAGACGAUGCUCUCAGCUCGCUUCCUGGCAGCGGUUACUCGCCUUCCUUUUUCCACUUCAAACCAGUCGAGGCUUCUUUGAAGAGAAAAAUGCAUUAUCACAGCGGUGAUCGUGUGGCCUUAGUUUCAUCCGCUAUACCUGGAUGCACAGCCUGCAGGCAUGGUGGAAGUCCCAUAUAUUCUGAUGAUGUUCACGGCCCAAUGGAGACGUUUGUAUUGCCACCAGGAAUGUACUUAAGGCCAGAAGACGCAGGAAACUUGUACACAACUUUAUCAGCGAAUCCGAAUGUAUUCUUUCAACGAGCAGCUCAUCCUGGGAUGAUGUACUGAUAAUUUCCCGGAAACUGUUUCAGACACAAAAGUCCGCGAAUUUGAUAAGAGGACUGCUUUUCUACGUUCUUAUAUUAGAUAACUAUGAAACAACGGAGACUUCGUUUCCUAUUUGUUUGUCUUGUUAUUGUAAAUAAUAUCAUGUACGAGCGUUGCUCGAGACUAUUCAUUUUUCUGUGUCUCGGUUAUGCUCGAUUAUUUCGAUAACAAAUCAAACUGUAGCAGUUGAAGGCGAAUUACGCGAGAAAUUAUAAUAAAGGUACGAUACAUUUUUUUUUAUAU